Molecule: messenger RNA, 746 nt
Organism: Populus euphratica (Euphrates poplar)
Lineage: Eukaryota; Viridiplantae; Streptophyta; Magnoliopsida; Malpighiales; Salicaceae
Product: Thioredoxin superfamily protein
Exons: 3
Coding region: 61-474 (137 amino acids)
Source: RefSeq, a predicted model, not a curated record
CCUAACAAAAAUUCUGGAGAGCGAAAAUCAUCCGGCACGGACAAAAGAGGAUUUACAGCAAUGGCUAUUGCAACAAUAGCAGCAGUGGCAACAAAACCAUCCUCAAUACCCCUGUUAACAAGAAAGAGGCCGAAAUGGAUCUUCACUCCUUUGGCUUUCUGUUCUUCUUCUUCAUCAUCAGCAAGUAGAAGAAAACUGAUUCUUUAUUCAAAGCCUGGAUGUUGUUUGUGUGAUGGCCUCAAAGAGAAGCUCCAGGCAGCAUUCUUGCUCUCUGGCCCUAAUUCCCUUCAUGAUGUUGAUUUACAGGUAAGGGAUAUUACCAGCAAUCCUGAAUGGGAGAGGGCUUACCAGUAUGAGAUACCCAUUUUGGCCAAAGUACUCUCUGAUGGCACCGAGGAAACUUUACCCAGAAUAUCUCCUCGACUUGGAGUGGAGCUCGUCCACAAAAAGAUAGCAGCUGCUUUGAUCCAAUAAGGUUCCUCUACAUAAUUAAAAUUCUAGCUGGUGUGAAAUUUGUUAUUGCAUGGGACAAUGUAUCUUGUCAGAAAAGACUGGACAUAAAAUGCCUUUAAUAACUUAUGUUCAAAUGAAUUUUGAAUUCAUCAAUAAUGAUCUCCAAAAGGCACUCUUAAUUCUGCCAUCGGAACUGAUCACAUGGCGUUUAAUUAUGCUCCUCUACUGGAAGAAAACUAGAUAAUGCUAUCAAUAUCUUGGUGAUUUGCAAACCACCAUUUUCUAUUCAUUGA